Microplitis mediator is the source of this 1700-nucleotide messenger RNA. RefSeq names its product tubulointerstitial nephritis antigen-like. The record is from RefSeq and is a predicted model, not a curated record. Gene Ontology annotation, cellular component: lysosome. Bases 216 to 1568 code for a protein of 450 amino acids. NCBI's taxonomy places the organism in Eukaryota, Metazoa, Arthropoda, Insecta, Hymenoptera, Braconidae. Gene Ontology annotation, biological process: proteolysis. Gene Ontology annotation, molecular function: cysteine-type peptidase activity. The transcript is spliced from 8 exons.
AAUACUUAAAGUUUAGUUUGAUAGUUUACCUCCGCUACUGUAGAUCAUAGUCAGUGCGGCUCGUGAUUUCAACCCGCUAACAUCUCGAUCAUUUAAAUUCUUUUUUAUUAUUUUUUUUUUUUUUAUUAAUUUAUUUAUUAAUUAAUUAUUAGAAGAAAAUUUUUUUAAAUUUAAAUAAGUGAUUUUCGAAAAUUUUGCUACUUAAUUUUUUUAUAAUGCAGUCUAUUUACAACUACAGCAAUAUGCGAUACUACUUAUCAUUAUUUAUUGUCGUCCAUUUUUGCGCGAUCGCAAUAUACGCGAUUCCGAAUUACGCGGGGCUUCCCCCGGGACCCUACUGCGCUAGUCGGUUCAACAACGGCAAAUGUUGUCCCGGAAGACAUGACGAUUGCAGCGCGCCAAUUUUACAAACCACUUGUUACUGUGACGAAUUUUGUAACCGGACACGAGAGGAAGACUGCUGUCCCGAUUACUGGUCUCAUUGUCACGGGAUAACUUUGACGACACCGUCACCGGAUUUUGAAGAAUUUAGACGAUGUACCUUCAGGGGAAAAUAUUACAAUCAUGGACAGACGUUUAAAUUGAAUUGCAAUGUUUGUAAAUGUUCGUCAAUUGGACAACGUGCUGACGUACUUUGUGAAGAAAAUCGUUGUCUGAUAGAUCAAGAUUUACUGAGCUCACUAUAUUUGGAAUCAGAAAGAUUGGGAUGGACGGCAACAAAUUACUCUGACUUGUGGGGACGAACCCUCGACGAAGGUAUCAAACUUAAAUUGGGAACUCUUGACCCUGCGAAAUCGAUUCACAACAUGAAUCCCGUAAGGAGGAUCUACGACCCCGAGGCACUGCCCCGGGAGUUCGAUUCGCGGUCGCGGUGGCCUAGAGAUAUUUCUGGUGUCAAAGACCAAGGAUGGUGUGGGGCAUCUUGGGCCAUCUCCACAGCAGACGUUGCCUCAGACCGGUUCGCUCUGAUGAGCAAAGGCUCUGAAGACGUCGAUUUAAGUCCGCAGCACCUGAUUUCCUGUAACGUUCGCGGUCAGCUGGGAUGCAGCGGCGGUUACUUAGACCGCGCUUGGCACUUCGUACGCAAAUUCGGUCUCGUUGACGAGGAAUGUUACCCGUGGUCGGGAAAAAAUGACAAAUGUAAGUUACGUAGGAAGACAAAUUUAGAAAACGCUGGGUGUCGUGCUCCGAAAAAUCCAUUGAGGACAGAACUAUAUAAAGUUGGACCCGCUUAUAGACUUGGCAAUGAAACAGAUAUUAUGCAAGAAAUUUUAACAUCUGGUCCCGUACAAGCAACAAUGCGAGUGUACCAAGACUUCUUUACUUACCAAAGCGGAAUUUACAAGCAUUCAACCCUAACAGCAAAUUAUCCUAGCGGUUAUCAUUCCGUCAGAAUACUAGGAUGGGGCGAAGAACUCCAAGGAAAUUAUCAACCGACAAAAUACUGGCUGGUCGCGAACUCCUGGGGAAGAAAUUGGGGCGAGAACGGACUUUUCAAAAUCGUAAAAGGAACAAACGAGUGCGAAAUAGAAACUUAUGUCCUUGGAAUAUGGGCAAAAACAAUGUAGCCAAAGUUAAACUUAUUUAUACUUAAUAAAUAUUAAUAUUAAUAAUAUAUAUGUAUAAUAUAAAGUGUAAUGAAAGCAUUUAAUGAAUCUCUUGUUGUUCAAUUGGUCUACUAAAUUUAUUAUUAUUAUUAU